CAGCCCCACAUCCACCCCCGGACGCGCCAUAAUAUCAUGGCAUCUCUCCGGGGAAGGGAGCUACCUGAUUGAUUGACACAUUGUGCAUAUCCACUUCCAAUCUCAUUUGUGGGUUCUCUCUUGUACCUGAGGUAGCUUGCCUGUCGCCCGGCGCCGGUUGUGACAUGGACAUGGGAAGGGGGAUGGGGAUGGGGAUGGGGAUGGCGAGGGGGAUGGGGAUGGACAGGGAGGAGGGGCUCAACCUCAGCUUGUCACUGCAGCGGUCGCCUUCGUCUCCGCCAAGGUUCCAGGCGGUGUUCGCCUGCUGCUACUGCCCCAGGAAGUUCAGGAGCUCGCAGGCGCUCGGCGGCCACCAGAACGCGCACAAGGUGCAGCGCAACCUGGCCAGGCGAGGCCGGGACGCCACCACCGCGCUGUCGUUGGCGUCGGCAGCAGAGCAAGGUAAGGCCGCCCUGGAUGACGACAGCGCCCCGCUGCGCCCAGCGGACCACGACGCCGCCGACGCGUGGGGAGGAGGGAGGGUCCACCCUCCUCGUCGCCAGCUGCAGGGCUCGGGAGCAGCCUCGUCCAGUGCGGCAAGUGGUAACGAAGAGCUUGCGGAUGAGAUGAUUGACCUGAACCUGAAGCUAUGAUUGAUCGGUGCAGGAGCGUGAGCUAGCUAGCUUGGCCCUAGCGGCAUGAAGCCAUGAAGUACCUCUCUUCCAUUUGUUUCAUUUCUGCGCGUCAUUUCUUGUGUGUGUUUCUGCUAUCGCUUAUCAGGUUAAUUAUUAUUGUUGCCUUGUUGGCUGGUUUCUGCUUUGGGAUUCACACUGUACUCGAUAUUCAGGUAUCUCAAUGCAUGGAUUGUUAAGUAGCUA
Hordeum vulgare subsp. vulgare (domesticated barley) is the source of this 857-nucleotide messenger RNA. RefSeq names its product zinc finger protein STAMENLESS 1-like. Bases 165 to 632 code for a protein of 155 amino acids. The record is from RefSeq and is a predicted model, not a curated record. Gene Ontology annotation, molecular function: DNA-binding transcription factor activity. The transcript has a single exon. NCBI's taxonomy places the organism in Eukaryota, Viridiplantae, Streptophyta, Magnoliopsida, Poales, Poaceae.